Messenger RNA from Sphaeroforma arctica JP610, 578 nucleotides. RefSeq lists its product as hypothetical. Bases 72 to 434 code for a protein of 120 amino acids. NCBI's taxonomy places the organism in Eukaryota, Ichthyosporea, Ichthyophonida. The transcript is spliced from 5 exons. The record is from RefSeq and is a predicted model, not a curated record.
ACGUUUUUGUCAUCUCAGGAGUGGUUGAGGAUGCUUCAACUACUUCUUGUUACGCAAAGCAAGGGAAAUUCAUGAUGAUCAACUCAAGGUGUAUUAAGGGUAUAAGCAUAUUGGGAGGCGAAGCGAUAAGCAAUCUCGAACCGACGCCUUUGAAUAUGGACAGAGUGAAGCAACGAUAUGCGAAGGCCGUCAAUAAGGCGAAGGAAGAAGCGGCUAAGAUAAACAAAAACGUUUCACAAGAGGACCAAUCAAUCUUUAAUGCUAUUAGUAAAACGCUGCCAUGUGCGUGGGACGACAGAAAUAUUAUUGUGCUAGACACGAUUACAAUCACACCACCAUACACCCCAGAUGACUGUUCUGGAGAUAACAUAUACAUGCUACAACGGGUCCAGAAAGUGAUCGGACACGAGCGCGCCAAAGGAUUUCAGAAAUAACGGCACUCAAAACAAUAAAAAUGAAUAAUGCAUCACUCCCACCCGCGUAGCGUCCACUUGCGACGACCUUUUUAGAUUGAAAUAAAUCGGUAGGUGGUAAAACGGAAUGGGUAUUACACCCGUGUUGCCACGUGGGUCAAUUGU